AUGGCUUCCAAAGCAUUCAACGUGGGGGUUAUCGGCUACGGCAUGAGUGCCAAAGUCUUCCAUAUUCCCUUCGUCAGCGCCCUCCCAGAGUUCAAUCUAUAUGCAAUUGUGCAAAGAACGCCUUCAGCUUCGGAUGACGCCCAAAAGGAUCACCCAGAGAGCAAGGUAUAUCGAAGUGCGGAGGAGUUGGUCAGUGAUAGCGCCGUCGAUGUCGUGGUAAUCACAACUACUCCAGACAGCCAUUUCAGUUUGGCAAAGCUUGCUCUAGAGGCAAAGAAGCAUGUCCUCGUUGAGAAGCCGUUUACUCCGACUACAAAAGAAGCGGACGAGUUGAUGGAGCUAGCAAAGACACAAAAUAAGCUACUCACAGUGUACCAGAACCGAAGAUGGGAUGCAGACUUUGUCACAGCGUCAAAACUAAUCAAAGACGGCUCCCUUGGUCGCGUAGUCGAGUUUGAGACUCACUUCGACCGCCAUCGUCCAGAACUCAAUAUCAAGAAAGCAUGGAAGAACAAGGAUAUCCCUGGCGGUGGCUCUAUCUAUGACCUUGGAACGCAUCUCAUCGAUCAGGCAGUCCACUUGUUUGGCCUUCCAAACGAGAUCACCGGGUUCAUAACUGCCCAGCGAGAGAUUAAUACGGAAAAUUACGAGGAUUCAUUCACUGUUCUAUUACAUUAUGACAGGCUGUUGGUGACAGCGAAGAGUGGGGUUAUCAGUCCCGAGGAGAACCAGCUUCGGUUCUGGAUUAGAGGCGAAAAGGGGAGCUUUAAGAAGUACCACCUCGACCCUCAGGAGGACCAAUUACAAGCCGGUGUAAAACUUGAUGACGCUCAGUAUGGCUGCGAGCCCAGUGAUAGGCACGGUGUCCUUACAACGUUUGCUGGAGGAAAGUUCUCUUCGCAGACAGUUCGGCCAGAGCCACCAACUUACAAGGAGUUCUAUCAUUCAUUUGCAAAGGCUCUGUCUGGUCAAGGACCGGUUCCUGUAGACCCUGCAGAUUCGGGUACUGUCAUUCGUCUGGUUGAGCUUGCACAGGAGAGCUCCAAGAAGCGAGCAACCUUGUCUGUCUUAAGGUCCUAG
Messenger RNA from Trichophyton rubrum CBS 118892, 1080 nucleotides. RefSeq lists its product as uncharacterized. The record is from RefSeq and is a predicted model, not a curated record. The transcript has 5 exons. The coding region runs from base 1 to 1080 and encodes 359 amino acids. NCBI's taxonomy places the organism in Eukaryota, Fungi, Ascomycota, Eurotiomycetes, Onygenales, Arthrodermataceae. Gene Ontology annotation, molecular function: nucleotide binding.